Messenger RNA from Durotheca rogersii, 1872 nucleotides. Its product is annotated as tRNA synthetases class II core domain (F)-domain-containing protein. Gene Ontology annotation, biological process: phenylalanyl-tRNA aminoacylation. Gene Ontology annotation, cellular component: cytoplasm; cytosol; phenylalanine-tRNA ligase complex. Gene Ontology annotation, molecular function: tRNA binding; phenylalanine-tRNA ligase activity; ATP binding. The transcript has 10 exons. The coding region runs from base 205 to 1749 and encodes 514 amino acids. NCBI's taxonomy places the organism in Eukaryota, Fungi, Ascomycota, Sordariomycetes, Xylariales, Xylariaceae. The record is from RefSeq and is a predicted model, not a curated record.
UGAAUGUAGGUGGGUACCUAGGUACCUAAUUUGGAAGGGUUUUGUCAGUUUCCACCAAUCCUCCUGACAGAUAGCGAAGACUCCAAUGUUGGGAGACAUAAUUGUCUCCCCCAAAAGUGCCAUUACCCAACUGACCUAGAGAUAACCAUCUCAACACCAGUGCAUGGUUAUGAAGUAACGCAGCCAGACCCUCUCGUAUCAGAGAUGGCAUCCACAACGAGUCACUCCGGGGACUUAGCUACCCAGGUCCUCCAAGCCCUCGACCGGUCCUCUCCUCUACUCUCCGCCGAAGCCUUUCCAGUCUCCAGCUUUAUCGAGCUGAAAGCUGCCCUGGAUCGAUUGGCUUCGCGUGAAAUGGCCACUUACGAUACCCUGGAGCGGGAAGAGGUCGUACUGGAACCCGAGGGCGAGCAGAUAGCUGCAAAUGGCAGCCACGAAGCGCGAGUGUUCGAUACACUGCGCUCCGCUGUCGAUGGGCUUACCGUACAGGAUCUGGAGAAGGCCAUCGGCGAUAAGAAUGUUGUCAAGAUUGGCCAGGGUAAGGCCUUCAAGGAGAAGUGGAUUUCCAAGACCAAGGACGGAAAAUUCAAGGCGGCAGUCGACUCGAUACAAGAUGUCACCAGGGAGCAGAUGCAAACGAUAAAAUCCACACGGACAUACCCCGAUGCGAAACUCCUCGCCGAUCUGAAAAAACGUAAGCUUAUCAGGUUGCAAAAGAUCAUCGGGUUCAGGAUUCACAAAGGCGCCAAAUUUGCGCUCAGGAUCCCCGAGGAGGCCACGGACUUGACAGCCGAUAUGAUCACGUCAGGCUCUUGGAAGACGGCCACUUUCAAACCCUACAACUUCAAGGCUUCGGGGGCAGACCAACGUUCGGGCGCAUUGCACCCGCUCAGUAAAGUCCGCGCGGAGUUCAGACAGAUCUUCUUUGAGAUGGGAUUCGAAGAGAUGCCCACCGACAAGUUCGUUGAGUCUGGGUUCUGGAACUUUGACGCCCUUUUCGUGCCGCAGCAGCACCCCGCGCGUGACCUACAAGAUACUUUCUACAUUUCCGACCCGAAGGUCGCCGAUAUGCCGCGUGCAAGUUCACCUGAGGACAGCAAGGAUUACGACGCCUACUGGGGGAAUGUGAAGGCAGUCCACCAGGAUGGUAAAUACGGCUCGAUAGGCUACCGGUACCCCUGGUCCGGUGACGAGUCGUUGCGGCUUGUGCUGCGUACGCAUACGACGGCCAUUAGCGCGAACAUGCUUCACGGGCUUGCGGCUAAGAAGGGCUCCGAUGGUCGCCCGCCAGCGGCACGCUACUUCUCCAUCGAUAGGGUGUUCCGUAAUGAGAGUGUUGAUGCGACCCACCUUGCAGAAUUUCACCAGGUCGAGGGCGUCAUCGCCGAUACAAACCUAACUCUGGGUGGUCUCAUGGAAUUCAUGGAUAUAUUCUUCGGCAAGAUGGGGUUGAAGAACCUGAAGUAUAAGCCGGCAUAUAACCCCUAUACUGAGCCCAGCAUGGAGAUAUUUUCGUAUCACGAGGGCUUAGGAAAACUCAUCGAGAUCGGGAAUAGUGGCAUGUUUAGGGCCGAGGUGCUAGAGUCGAUGGGGUUCCCGAAGGAGAUGCGCGUCUACGGCUGGGGGCUCUCACUGGAACGGCCAACCAUGAUCAAAUACGGCAUUUCGAAUAUUCGGGAGUUGUUAGGCCAUAAAGUAGACCUGAACUUUGUACAGAACAGCCCAGCCGUGAGGCUAGAUAAAGAUUGAUAGAAAAUGAGACUGAAUGUAGCUCAAUAGUAUUAAAAUACGUCGAAGCACUCCGCGCUUCUCUACGUUUUCGUGUCGAAAAUCUAGGACCUCUCCGAAGGUUAGGGGAAAAGGGGUAAGUAG